Messenger RNA from Poeciliopsis prolifica (blackstripe livebearer), 3484 nucleotides. RefSeq names its product probable carboxypeptidase X1. The transcript has 15 exons. Gene Ontology annotation, molecular function: metallocarboxypeptidase activity; zinc ion binding. NCBI's taxonomy places the organism in Eukaryota, Metazoa, Chordata, Actinopteri, Cyprinodontiformes, Poeciliidae. Gene Ontology annotation, biological process: proteolysis. Bases 1007 to 3415 code for a protein of 802 amino acids. The record is from RefSeq and is a predicted model, not a curated record.
UUUCAUGAAGGAGGGGCCUGCUGGAAUUUAAACCCAAAACAAACUGGUCCACUGAUUCUUAAAGCAGCUGCUCUGCAGAGAAAAGUGUCAGGCUUUUCAGCAGAAGCUUCAAAAUAAAAGCCUGUGUUGCAUGAACACCUAUUCUUCCAAAUGUAAUCUUUUAAGGUCAGCUUGAUCAUAACUAAAAUUUAAACAUUAAUGAUUUGUGUUUAUGAAUGUAUCUUUUUUUGGUGAACAGGGGAUGAUUGUUUCCAUGAUUGUUUACAGCUCAGGCAAUUUCCAGUAAACUUAAUAACGUCCUGCUGGUGCACUACAAAUGUCACGGCCAAAUGUUAGCAAGUAGGUAAUAUGUCAAACUUCAACAGAAUCCACAUCUCCAGGAAGCAAUUGUUUCUCAUUGAGAGCUGAUAAUACCUUUAACAAAACUUACUUUAAAUUCCAAGUUUGUGAUGUUUUCUGGCCACUGAAGUUUGAGCCAUUUUUUCUCGUCAUUUUUACAUCAUGUAGACUUAUCCCUUUCACUAAAGGGAAUUGGUAGCAUAACUUAUUUUAUUAUGUUAGUUGGCAUGCUGGCAAAAUGUUGGCUAAUGUUAAAACAGCAGAUAAAUGCGGGUAACCACAGCAAACAGUGACAGUUUAAAGGCCUGUGUUGCUUUCUGCAAUCCAGUUGCAUCGGUUGUGUUAAAAAGCGCAGAGAAUGUGGCUGGCUUUUAGCCAGUCUGGGCUUCGCUUUCUGAUAAUACUUUUUUUCUCCCAAAAAAAGUAAAAAUUUUUACAUUUUAUUUCAGUUUUUUAGAAUGGGAGAAAAUAAAGUUUGUCACAUUGCUUUAUUUCCCUUGACAGCAAUUUUAUUACCACUAAUAUCCCUCUCAUGAGGAUUUCUCUGGCUUGUGUGUAAAAGGAAACAGUUUCCACUGGGAGCAGCUUGACAGAAAGGCAGAGCUCCAGGUCAGGGAGGUUGAAUGAGUCUUCAGUCUGUGAGGGGUUUCCAUUGGAAAGGCUUACUAUGGCAGCAUUUCUUCCCAUCUCACUGCUUUUAUUUUCAGCUUGUGGAUUCUUUGUCUUUGUUUGUGGCCACUUGACAAAUUUCACAUUACCAGUCAACCCAAGUGUGGUUUCAGGUGUAUAUGUUGCCACAAAUAGUCCUUUUUCUGCAGGGACUUCUAAUGCAUCAGCGGUUCCCACCACAGAAUUCACAACCAGUUACAGAAAGUCAACAGCUGAAACCACUACAGAGCGCCCAACUGGGAAGGAAGGUCAGAAACCAGUGAGGAAAAUUCUGAAAACGGAACAAGAAGCAGAUGAAGGUCCUAUGAAAUUGGCAAAGAGAUCCACAAGAAGCCUUAUGGUAGCAAAGAAGCUCAAAAAUGUCCUGAAGAAACCAAAAGUCAUUCCUAAGAAGCCAAAGGUCACUAAAACACCAAAACCAGAGAUCAAAAAGGUUACCAAUCACCAGUCAGCCGCCACCAAAACUGCCUCACAAUGUCCUCCUCUGGGUCUGGAGUCACUGAGGGUGAAAGACGCCCAGCUGAGGGCUUCAUCCUACAAGCGACGAGGCCUGGGACCUCACCGCGGCCGACUCAACAUCCAGUCUGGAAUAGACGAUGGGGAUAUUUAUGAUGGGGCCUGGUGCGCUCGGUACAAAGACAAAAACCAAUGGCUGGAAGUUGAUGCCCAGAGGGUAACCCGGUUUACUGGGGUCAUCCUGCAGGGGCGCAACUCCAUCUGGAGUUGGGACAUGGUCCAAACAUACAAGGUUCAGUUCAGCAACGACACGCUGCUUUGGAAGCCCUGCAUGAACGGGAGCAAAGAGGCUAUAUUUGAAGGAAACCAAGACACAGAAACUCCCGUCCUCUCCCUGUUCGACAGUCCCACAGUGGCACGUUACAUUCGGAUCAACCCUCAGACGUGGUAUCAGAACGGGACAGAGGGAGACAUCUGCCUCAGGGCAGAAGUGUUGGGAUGCACACUUCCUGAUCCUAGUAAUGUAUAUGCAUGGCAGACAGAACCAACAGAGUCCAGAGACAAACUGGACUUCAAGCACCACAACUAUAAGGAGAUGAGAAAGUUGAUGAAGUCUGUGCAUGACGAAUGCCCCAACAUCACCCGUAUUUACAGCAUCGGGAAAAGCUACAAGGAUCUGAAGCUUUACGUCAUGGAGAUCUCAGACAACCCUGGAAAACAUGAACUGGGAGAACCAGAGUUUCGGUACGUUGCAGGGAUGCAUGGAAAUGAGGUGCUGGGUCGAGAGCUUCUGCUCAACUUGAUGCAGUACAUGUGCCAAGAGUAUAAACGAGGAAACCAACGGAUUGUCCAUCUGGUCAAAGAGACUCGCAUACACCUUUUGCCCUCCAUGAACCCCGACGGAUACGAAAUGGCCUUUAAGAAGGGCUCCGAGCUGGCCGGCUGGGCUCUGGGACGUUACAGCUAUGAAGGCAUCGACAUGAACCACAACUUUGCUGAUCUCAACUCAGUGAUGUGGAGCGCCAUCGAGCUGGAGACAGACCAGUCCAAACUCAUCAACCACUAUUUUCCCAUUCCUGAACAAUACACUUCUGAAGAGGCUUUUGUUGCACCUGAAACUAGAGCUGUGAUCAGCUGGAUGCAGAACAUCCCGUUUGCUCUGGGUGCAAACCUCCAUGGAGGAGAGCUGGUCGUCACCUACCCAUACGACAUGACCCGGGACUGGGCGCCGCGCGAACACACGCCCACCCCUGAUGAGAGCUUCUUCCGCUGGCUGGCUGCAGCGUAUGCCAGCACCAAUCAGGUGAUGUCCAACCCAGACCGAAGGCCAUGCCACAACAAGGACUUCCUCAGAUACAACAACAUUAUCAAUGGGGCCGACUGGCACAAUGUACCUGGAAGUAUGAAUGAUUUCAGCUACCUGCACACCAACUGUUUCGAGGUGACCGUGGAGUUGUCCUGCGACAAGUUUCCUCACGCCAGUGAACUUCCCAUCGAGUGGGAGAACAACAGAGAGUCUCUGCUGGUUUACAUGGAGCAGAUCCAUCGUGGAAUUAAGGGUGUGGUACGAGACAAAGACACCGGGGUGGGAAUAGCAGACGCCAUCAUCAAAGUCGAGGACAUCGAUCAUCACAUCAGAUCAGUGGUUGAUGGCGACUACUGGCGUCUGCUGAAUCCAGGCGAGUACCGCCUGACGGUCAGCGCUGAAGGCUAUCUCCCUUCAUCCCGUACAUGUUACGUCAUGUAUGACCACUUCCCCACAAUCUGCGACUUCAGCCUCACCAAGACACCCAGUCGGAGAGCAAAGGACAUUCUGGCAAAGGGGGGGAAACUUCCCAAAGACCUGCAGCUGAGGCUGCGGCAGCUACGAAUGAGGAAACUCCGCAUCACCACCAAGGCCAUCAACCAGCGGCGCGCUGCAGCUGCUGGCAAACGAGCAAAACGUGUCUGAGAGGAAAGCAGGGCUUGGUUCAGAGACACCAAAACUCACUGGAUUUAGCAUUAGAUUCUAUUUUUAAAA